Messenger RNA from Aphanomyces astaci, 276 nucleotides. RefSeq lists its product as hypothetical. The record is from RefSeq and is a predicted model, not a curated record. The transcript has 2 exons. Lineage: Eukaryota; Oomycota; Saprolegniomycetes; Saprolegniales; Verrucalvaceae. The coding region runs from base 1 to 276 and encodes 91 amino acids.
AUGCAGCCCACGUCCGUCGUCACUUUGUUCGUCCUCGCUUGCGCUGUCGCGGCCACUCUGGCCUUCCGCCCGUCGACCGACGCCCCUUCGUCGGAUUUGGAACCCCUUGCGGUUGUCGCCGAAGGCAGCCAUGGCGCUGUGAAGGGCACCAACGGCAUCUUUUAUUGGGGGUGCGGUUCGGUGGCAUCACGCUCCAUGAACAUCGUGGGCUUGGUCGGGCAGCGCAUUGGCAGCGUCCGUGGUGGCGCGAGAAAGCUGCCAGGUUCACCGAUGUGA